Acaulospora colombiana is the source of this 356-nucleotide messenger RNA. Lineage: Eukaryota; Fungi; Glomeromycota; Glomeromycetes; Diversisporales; Acaulosporaceae. The record is from the annotation of a GenBank genome assembly.
GAGGAUUUAGCGAAUCUAAGUAUUUACAAUCGCGAGUUAAGGAAGAAUUUAACUCUCAAGUGAGAAUUAUUGCUGUGCCUCAGAAUCCCAUUACGGCAAUUGUUCGUGGAGCAGUUGAAUACGGUCUAAAAUUUAGUGCUAUAAAGGACAGGGUAUUAAAGUAUACAUAUGGUGUGUUAAUUUCUCCGAUAUGGACUGAAGGUGAUCCUCCAGAACGGAAAACAGGUAAUAACCGGAUUGAAAUGUUCUUAGAAAUGGCCAAACGUGGAACUCGAGUUGACGUGAACCAAGAGUUUUCCGAGAUAUUAAUUCCCAUUGAUAAAGAUCAAACACAAGCACCGUGUUUUACAUUGUAA